AUGGCGGAUGUUGGGGAGGAAUCCAGCCACGUGGCUGAGCCGCUCGAUCUUGUGCGGCUGCUGCUCAACGAAGUGGUCUUUGUCAAGCUGCGCGGUGACCGAGAGCUCAAGGGCAAGCUCCAUGCCUACGAUAGCCACUGCAACCUGGUGCUGGGCGAUGUGGAGGAGACCAUCUACGCCGUCGACGAUGACGAGGAAGAGAGCGACGAGGUCAAGACAAUUAGCAGGAAAUCAGAAAUGUUGUUUGUGAGAGGCGAUAGCGUCGUUUUAAUCUCUCCCCAGGUUCCUUUCUAG
Trichoderma harzianum CBS 226.95 is the source of this 294-nucleotide messenger RNA. RefSeq lists its product as hypothetical. Lineage: Eukaryota; Fungi; Ascomycota; Sordariomycetes; Hypocreales; Hypocreaceae. The record is from RefSeq and is a predicted model, not a curated record. Gene Ontology annotation, biological process: P-body assembly; mRNA splicing, via spliceosome. Gene Ontology annotation, cellular component: P-body; Lsm1-7-Pat1 complex; U6 snRNP. The transcript has 4 exons. Gene Ontology annotation, molecular function: RNA binding. The coding region runs from base 1 to 294 and encodes 97 amino acids.